This is a messenger RNA of Huiozyma naganishii CBS 8797, 984 nucleotides long. It is a transcript of the gene HEM3, whose product is annotated as hydroxymethylbilane synthase. Gene Ontology annotation, cellular component: cytoplasm. The transcript has a single exon. NCBI's taxonomy places the organism in Eukaryota, Fungi, Ascomycota, Saccharomycetes, Saccharomycetales, Saccharomycetaceae. Gene Ontology annotation, biological process: heme biosynthetic process. The coding region runs from base 1 to 984 and encodes 327 amino acids. The record is from RefSeq and is a predicted model, not a curated record. Gene Ontology annotation, molecular function: hydroxymethylbilane synthase activity.
AUGACACACGAAACUGUGAGGAUCGGUGGACGGCGGUCGAAGCUCGCCGUGGUGCAGAGCGAGAAGGUGAAGCAGCUGAUCGAGGCUGCGUUCCAGCAGUAUACGUGCUCGAUAACGACGACGCAGACGCUCGGCGACCAAGUGCAGUUCAAGCCGCUGUACUCGUUCGGCGGUAAAGCUCUGUGGACGAAAGAGCUCGAAGAUUUGCUCUACGAUGAGCGCGCGGACGUGCGGCUCGACUGCAUCGUGCACUCGCUCAAGGAUAUGCCCACGCUGUUGCCCGAUGGGUUCGAGCUUGGUGGGGUCACAAAGCGCGUGGACCCAUCAGACUGCCUAGUCAUGCCCCGGGAUUCGCUGUUUAGAAGACUGGAGGAUUUGCCCGCCGGGUCGAUCGUGGGGACAUCCUCCGUGCGCCGCACUGCACAACUGAAAAGACACUUCCCUCACCUCAGGUACGAGUCAGUGAGGGGCAAUAUACACACUCGUAUUGCAAAAGUGGACGACCCGGACUCGCCCUACGCGUGCAUCAUCCUCGCGACGGCAGGGCUCGUCAGGAUGGGGCUCGAGUCCCGCAUCACGCAGCGGUUCGACCACUCGGUCAUGUACCACGCGGUGGGGCAGGGGGCACUGGGGAUAGAAGUCAGGGCUGGGGACGAGCGCAUGCUGCGCAUCCUCAGUGAGGUCUCGGACCUCGAGACUACGGUGUGCUGCCUUGCGGAGCGCGCGCUCAUGCGUACCCUCGAAGGUGGUUGCUCCGUCCCCAUCGGGUGCACCUCCUCCUACGAUAUCGAGCGUGGCCUGCUCAAAUUGAGCGCGAUCGUCAUCGACGUCGAGGGCAAGAACUUCGUAGAGGAGUCCCUAGAGCAACACAUCGAAAACACAAGAGGGGACGCAAUGGCAUGUGGGAAGAGACUCGCAGAGAUAAUGAUUGAACAAGGCGCCAAACAGAUCCUGGACGAGAUCAACCUCACAAGACUCACAUAG